Molecule: messenger RNA, 1483 nt
Organism: Amaranthus tricolor (Joseph's coat)
Lineage: Eukaryota; Viridiplantae; Streptophyta; Magnoliopsida; Caryophyllales; Amaranthaceae
Product: 3-deoxy-manno-octulosonate cytidylyltransferase, mitochondrial
Exons: 8
Coding region: 126-1007 (293 amino acids)
Cellular component (GO): cytosol
Molecular function (GO): 3-deoxy-manno-octulosonate cytidylyltransferase activity
Source: RefSeq, a predicted model, not a curated record
ACAACUCAAAAUACACUUUUAAAGUGACUUCACUUGUUCAAGCAACCUUUGUUUCUCCCGCGGCACCGAGAGACCGAAUAUACCGACAAGCAUAAGAGCCACAAUACAAAUCACGAAAUUUCUUGAUGUCGAUUUGUUCAUCAUCUUCCUCUUCAUCAUCAAAGUCCACAAAGACAUGGAUUGUUCAUGGGUUGCUAUUGGGAGCUGCUGCAAUUGGUGCACACGCAUACUUUCUGCUUCGCCGAUCCAGAAAAUAUCGUUCCCGUGUCAUCGGAAUCAUUCCUGCUCGCUUUGCUUCUUCUCGUUUUCAAGGAAAACCUCUUGUCGACAUUCUUGGCAAACCCAUGAUCCAGAGGACAUAUGAAAGAGCAAAGCUGGCAUCUAUGUUGGAUCAAGUUGUUGUAGCAACGGAUGACAAUAAGAUUGCAGAAUGUUGCCGUGGAUUUGGUGCCGAUGUAAUUAUGACCUCAGAAUCUUGUCGAAAUGGUGCUGAGCGUUGCAGUGAAGCACUUAAGAAGCUUGAAAAGAAGUAUGAUAUUGUCGUCAAUAUUCAAGGGGAUGAGCCGUUGAUUGAACCUGAGAUCAUAGAUGGGAUAGUUAAAGCACUCCAGUCGGCUCCAGAUGCUGUCUUCAGCACCGCUGUGACUCCUUUGAAGGCCGAGGAUGCUUUUGAUCCAAACCGGGUGAAAUGUGUAAUUGAUAACCAUGGAUAUGCUAUCUACUUCUCCAGAGGACUUAUUCCAUAUAACAAAUCCGGGAAGGUCAAUCCAGAAUUCCCAUAUUUACUCCAUCUUGGUAUCCAGAGCUAUGAUGCUGAGUUCCUCAAAAUAUAUCCAGAUCUACCACCUACCCCGUUGCAACUCGAAGAAGAUCUGGAACAACUCAAAGUUCUUGAAAAUGGAUAUAAAUUGAAGGUUAUAAAGGUUGAGCAUGAAGCUCACGGAGUGGAUGUUCCCGAUGAUGUAGAAAAAAUAGAAAGAUAUAUGCGUGAGAGAAAUCUAUCCUAGUUUCUUCGAGAGAACGUUCAUGUGGAAAUACAGGAUAUUCAAUACGGAUAUGCAGAGGUUUGUUUUGCUUAUUUUCUUUCGUGUGUAGAUGACCGAAGAGGAUAUAUUAUACUGUCACUGAUGAAGUGCCUCAUCUUAAACUUGUUUAUUUCGUUUAUUUUUAAAAAAAUUUAAGAAUAGAAACAGAUUUACCAGUGAGUUGUGUGAAGAAUUCCUUUCCAUCGUUUGUGGUCGAUCCAGGAACAGCUCAUACAUUUAUCGACUUUUUUUAGUUUCUGAAAUUUCUAGAAUUAUUUGUAUCGUUGUACACGAAACAAUAAAACCAAUUUGAGAUGAACGGAUUUUGUUGUUAGUUUGUUACAAUGACUUGGCAUAUCUAUACCAGUGUCAAAAUUACAUUUGUUGGUUUGUCGUUACAAGAAUAAUUAAGGAACGUGAUAUUGAUCUUAUAAAGUCGAGUUUGUCGACUAAUUGAA